AAAAAUGAUUAACUUUGAUACAUCAAAUUACAAUAUUGGUGUAUAAAUACCUGCUAUUAAUUAUAACCCAGGUAUUUAAAUAUUCCAAAUGUUCUCAUACAUAUAGCAAUGUGGUAUUGAUCCUUCAUAGAUUGAUUUGACAAUUGAUGGAUAAUACAUUUUUGACAUUUCAGAUUAGAAUUUCAUUUCAUAAUAUUUUAACCAAGAUACAACGUUGUAUAUAUUACCUAAACAACAACAACAACAAGCACAACCAACAUUUUAGGUCUGGGUUGAUGGAUAACAAGUAUUAUCAUAAUAAUUACAAAAUAUGCCCAUAAGUGAGGUAUAUAUAUUAUUGAAUAUCAAAUAGUUGUUAUAAGGUCUGAAUUUAGGAACAAAUUAUAAUAUUGAUUUUUAUGAUGGAAAUGGUCAAUUAUUAAUGUAAAAUGCUAAUCAAUAGUCUAAUUUAUACGAUUAUGCAAAUGGAUAGUAACUUGUAAACAUAAAUUUGACAACAUUAUAAAUUCAAAAUAAUCCUAAUUCUAAUUUUGGUUCUAAUCCUAAUAUUGGUUCUAAUCCUGGCGGGAAAACUGGAUCUUCAUUGUAAUAAGAUUAUAUUAAACAUUAGUAAUGAUGCUUCAAAACUUCUUGAAUCAUUGAUUUUGCUUAAGAAUGUGAGUUUAUUGAUAGAUCCAAAUGGUUAAUUUGCUGUUUAUAAAUUUCAUUUCCCAACUUUAGUUUAAGGAUAUCUUUAAAGAAGUAAAGGAAAAGACCCUUCAUCUUUUCAUGGCAUACAUAACUAUGAUUGGGUUAAAAAACAUGAUAUUUAGUAUUGCUCUUUAGAUGAUUAUGGAUUUGCUAUUGCUUGGGGAGAUGGAAAUAUAAGUUCAGUUAAAAUAAAAUAAUAGUGAUUAUUAUUAUAUAAAAAGUAAUGAAAAUAACGAUG
Molecule: messenger RNA, 928 nt
Organism: Paramecium sonneborni
Lineage: Eukaryota; Ciliophora; Oligohymenophorea; Peniculida; Parameciidae
Source: the annotation of a GenBank genome assembly